Molecule: messenger RNA, 1105 nt
Organism: Thalassophryne amazonica
Lineage: Eukaryota; Metazoa; Chordata; Actinopteri; Batrachoidiformes; Batrachoididae
Gene: anxa13
Product: annexin A13
Exons: 11
Coding region: 133-1083 (316 amino acids)
Cellular component (GO): cytoplasm
Molecular function (GO): calcium ion binding; calcium-dependent phospholipid binding
Source: RefSeq, a predicted model, not a curated record
GCCGCCGUGCAGCGGUGCGUGCUGACGUCACACCGUCCUGCUCUUUGGGCCUCAGUUCAUUGACGACAGGCUCCCAAAUUUAACUACCACUUUACGAAAAAUCUUCGCUCACCGAUCGGCGAUCGCAGGAAAAUGGGCAACUGUCAACCCACAGUUUUCCCCUAUGAGGAUUUUGAUGUUGUUGCUGACAUCAAGGCCAUCCGCAAAGCCUGCAAAGGCUUUGGAACCAAUGAACAGGCUAUCAUCGACAUUCUAGCAAACCGCAGCUCAGCUCAGCGCCAAGAAAUUAAACACGCUUAUUUUGAAAAGUAUGAUGAUGAGCUGGUUGACGUGUUGAAGAAGGAGUUGUCAGGGAACUUUGAGAAGGCCAUCCUCGCCAUGCUUGACCCGCCCAUCAUCUACGCUGUGAAGGAGCUGAGGAAGGCCAUGAAGGGCCCUGGGACAGACGAAGACAUCCUGGUGGAGAUCCUCUGCACCGCCACCAACGCCGACAUCGCCAUGUUUAAGGAAUGCUACUCUCAGGUGCAUGAGCGUGAGCUUGAGGAAGAUAUUGAGAGUGAUACAAGUGGGGACGUUAGAAACCUGCUCACUGCUCUUUUGCAGGGUAACAGAGACGAGAGUUAUGAGGUGGACGAGGCUCUCGCUGAGCAAGAUGCUGUCGCAAUGUUUGAGGCUGGAGAGGGAUGCUUUGGGACAGAUGAGUCGACCUUCAGUUAUAUCUUAGCCACCAGGAAUUAUCUGCAAUUGCAGGUCACCUUCAAGAUAUAUGAGCAGCUGUCUGGAACUGAAAUCUUGGAUGCCAUCGAGAGUGAGACGUCUGGAACACUGAAAAAAUGCUACAAAGCUCUCGUGAGAGUCGCUAAGAACCCGCAGCUCUACUUCGCUAGACGUCUGAACAAGGCCAUGAAAGGAGCAGGCACCGAUGAAGACACCCUUAUUCGCAUCAUCGUGUGCCGUUCUGAGUUCGAUUUGGAGACCAUCAAAGACAUGUACCUGGAGAAGUACGACAUCUCUCUGAAGGACGCCCUGAAGAGCGAAUGCAGCGGCGACUUUAAACGCCUCCUCUUGGCUAUCUGCCAUUAAACGGCGGCACGGAGGUUGAGAC